UUUCUCAUGGCAGAACGACGAUUGAAGUACCUGGAACGUCGGUUAGGUGCUGAUGUAGAACUUCAAAAGAAUGUCCACGAGCAAAUUAUCGAAUAUGAAAGGCGAGGAUAUGCCCGUAAGAUAUCAGAAGAUGAGUUACGAAAUUCAGAUCCCUCUCGAGUGUGGUACCUACCACUAGGAGUCGUACGGAAUCCACGCAAGCCGCAUAAAAUUCGUGUUGUUUGGGAUGCUGCUGCCGUUGUACAUGGAAUUUCGCUCAAUUCCAUGCUGUUGAAGGGACCGGAUCACUUGACUCCUCUUUUGACAGUUUUGUGUCGUUUUCGCCAACGGCAGUUUGCGAUAGCCGGCGAUAUCCGCCAGAUGUUUCACCAAUUGCUGAUACGAGAGGAAGAUCGCCAAUCGCAGAGAUUCUUAUGGCGUUUUGACCCAGCAGCUACUCCAGAUAUUUACGUAAUGGAUGUGGCCACAUUCGGGGCUACAUGUUCCCCUUGCUCGGCGCAGUAUGUUAAAAAUUUAAACGCAGAGGAGUUUUCUAGUACAUACCCUGUAGCAUCAAAAGCAAUAAUUCACAAUACAUAUGUGGAUGAUUUUCUAGCCAGCACAGACACUAUCCAUGAAACGGUCAAACUGGCCGAAGACGUUCGUACGGUACACAGUAUGGCAGGAUUCGAAAUUCGGAAUUGGCAAUCCAACGAUCAACAGAUUCUGCGACGGGUCGGGGGAGAGAGCCUCGAAACAUUUAAAAGUUUCUCUAUAGAAAAGCAAACAACAACGGAACGUAUUCUGGGAAUGAUGUGGGUACCCGCCGAGGAUGUAUUUGUAUUCAUUGUCCAAUUCCGAGAUGACCUCCAAACACUGCUGACUGGUGAAGUCGUCCCAACUAAAAGACAAGUUCUUCGUGUGGUUAUGAGCCUUUUCGAUCCGCUGGGAAUCAUUUCUACCUACACCAUCCAUGGCAAGAUCCUGAUACAGGAUGUGUGGCGCUCAGCAAUUGACUGGGAUGAUCCGCUUUGUGAACAAGAAUUCAUAGGAUGGCAACGAUGGGUAAGAUUGGCUCCAGAUCUGGUUAACGUAAAGGUUCCAAGAUGUUACUUCCCGAACUACGAUCCGAGUAGCUACGGAACUACGCAGCUGCAUAUAUUUAGCGACGCAAGCGAGCUAGCGUGUUGUGCCGUUGCAUAUUUCCGCAUCGUUGAUCGCGGUUCACCAAGGUGCACUUUGAUAAGUGCAAAGGCAAAGGUCACACCUCUGCGUCCACAAUCUAUCCCACGUAAUGAGCUUAAUGCAGGAGUAAUUGCUGUUCGACUGUUGAAAACCAUUCUGGAAAAUCAUGAUUUGCCGAUAUCAAAAAGAUUUAUUUGGACCGACUCCACAACCGUUCUAUCUUGGCUCAAAGCCGAUCCUCGAAAGUAUAGACAGUACGUAGGAUUUAGAGUAGCCGAAAUCCUUGCUGAAACCGAGCCUGAAGAGUGGCGUUGGGUGCCAACACGCUUAAAUCCGGCCGACAAAGCUACCAAGUGGGGUUCCGGACCAUGUUUUGACCCGAAUGACGACUGGUAUCGUGGUCCUGAUUUCUUGCGUCUAGCCGAGGAGAAGUGGCCUACCAGAUUGCCAGAUCCGGGCGAACCCGUGGAGGAAUUGCGAGCAGUUCAUGUACAUCGCGAGGAGAAAAUUGAUGAAACUCUAUUCAAUGUCAAUGAUUUUUCUCGUUUGGAUGAUUUAAUUAAGUUCCUCUCUUACCUGUACCAUUUUGUACAUCUUUGUCGCUUGAGUACUCGUACACCAUCAGAAUCGCGAGUAGCUCUCGUCCAACAGGAUUAUACUGCAGCAGAGAAAUGUAUGUGGAAAAUUGUGCAAAAAGAAACAUUCCGUGACGAAAUAGCUUUACUUCAAAAGAAUGCAAAUCUGCCAUUGAACAAACAAAAAUAUCUGAUGAAGUCUAGUCCGCUGAUAAAGGUUUCUCCAUUCCUGGACGAUGAUGGUGUUCUCCGUGCUACAUCCAGGAUUGACCCCAAAGCUGAAGUUUAUGAUUUCAACUUUCGCAAUCCAAUAAUUCUCCCGAGGCAAAGCCACGUUGGAAAUCUUCUGAUACAAAAAUACCAUGAACGGUAUGGGCAUGCGAAUGUUGAGACUGUCGUGAAUGAGCUGAGACAGAGAUACUAUGUUCCAAAGUUAUGUUCUGUGGUAAAAAAGGUCGUCGGCAGAUGUAUGUGGUGUCGAGUUUAUCGAGCCAAACCUGAAGAGCCUCCAAUGGCUCCGCUGCCCCAAGCGAGGGUAAAUCCGUACGUUCGCCCAUUUACCUUCACAGGGUUAGACUAUUUUGGACCAUUGGUGGUGAAAAGAGGAAGAAGCAACGUUAAACGGUGGGUGGCACUAUUCACGUGUCUCACCAUACGUGCUGUACACAUGGAAGUGGCACAUACGUUGUCCACGGCAUCUUGUAAGAUGGCCAUCCGUCGCUUCGUAACUAGGAGAGGAGCGCCACAGCAGAUGUUCAGUGACAAUGGCACCAAUUUUCGAGGGGCCGCUCGAGAACUGAAGGAAGAAAUUCGAGCCAUCAAUCGGAGAAUCGCUGGGACAUUCACAAAUGCCGAUACGGAAUGGCAUUUUAAUCCGCCCUCCGCGCCCCAUAUGGGGGGCGUGUUGGAACGCAAAGUACGGUCGGUGAAAGAGGCUUUGAAUACACUUGCCCGGCAAGAUAGCUUAGACGACGAAAGCCUGUUGACGUUCCUUGCAGAAGCUGAGAUGUUGGUGAACUCUCACCCUCUAACGUUCGUACCAUUGGAGUCACCAGACCAAGAAGUGGUCACACAACUUUCUCGUCAUGAGUUCGAGCGGAGCAAAUAGUCAAAUCAAAAUUCCCAUUAACGAUGAUGCGAACCUACGAACAAAUUGGAAACGAAUGCAGUUUUUGUUGGACCAGUUUUGGAGAUGCUGGAUCAAGUCCUAUCUUCCUACGAUUGCCAGAAGAACAAAGUGGCACAAAGAAGUACGACAGCUUAUGGAAGGCGACCUUGUGAUUAUCGUAGACGAGUCGGUUCGUAACGGAUGGUUACGUGGGCGCAUUACCAAAACUUAUCCUGGUGUAGACGGCCAAGUGAGCUAUUAAGGAGCUCUCUUGGACGUGCUGGAGAGUGGUAACGCCGACUAAGUGAGAGGCAUUACGGGUCGGGGUGUUGCUGCGCGUCAAGAUAGGCCCCUUGAAUCAUUUCUAGCAGGUAUAAUCGCCGCUGUAGUUCGCGUCGCUUUGCCGCACGGAACCGAGAUAAACGUGAAGAUGACAUCAUAACAUAAAAAUAUCGCACGAGACCGAAGUGAACCAAAUAAGCUAAUUUCUUGAAUUUCUAUAUUGUUUGAUAUAAGCACAGUGAAAAACUAAUUUUCGAGUCGCUGUAGAACGGACUUCGAAAAGUUUUCCAAUUAUUUAAUAACCGUUCAUGGUAAAAUCGAUUCCUCUAGGUGCACUUAUAGAGAAACUGUCAGCAUUUAAAAUCAAAGCUGAAUUCAAAUUGUGCAAAAUCGGCAUCAAGGUAGUGGUCAAAACAAGAGAGCCUUACAAUCAAACGCUGGCGUAUCUGAAGAAAAUUAAAGCUGAAUUUUACUCUCAUGAUAUUUCCGGGGAAAACCUUUCAAAGCUGUUUUAAGAGGACUGCCAGAAAUUGACACCGAUGACCUGAUGAAAUUCUCCGUGAACAGUACAACACUCAAAAGUUUCGGCCACAACACUCAAAAUUGCAACAUGGCCCCCGUUGCAACAGCUGCGCUUAAAACCACUUCUCAGUUGACUGUCCAAUUGAAGAAGUUGUAGCCAUAAAAUGUUCCAACUGUGGUGGUGCUCACCGGGGAUCGGAUAAAAUGUGCCCUGAACGCGAACACUUCAGGUUCAUUCGUAAGCAGGCAUCUUCAAAUAAUACAUCCAAAUGAGAAAAAAACAGUUGAUCCUGUCUUCAACUCGAAUGACUUUCCGGCACUGAAUGGGCGUUUCAUCCCGUCCUAAAACGGCCGGCAUUCCCGUUAGAAAUCAGUGGAGCUCUCCUCCUCCUGGCUUGAGACAACAAACAACACCUACGUUUAUUCCUCCAAACAACAACAGUGCAGGUAAGUUGAUAGAAAUCUUUGUGGAUAUGGCUGGUGCCCUUCGUCAGUGUCGCAGCAUAUCUGAGCAAGUGCAAGUACUCGGAACCUUCAUUAUCCAGUAUGGCGUCUAACAACCUCAAAAUCCUUCUUUGAAAUGCUCGCCCAGUAAGAGUGAAAAAGAUUGAAUUUGCUGACUUCCUUCGGUCACACAGCAUCGACAUAGGCAUCAUCACAGAAACGCGCCUAUCUGCAAAUACAAAUCAUUGUCGAUCGGUGACUACAUCACAAUCCGUUUGGAUUGAUCCCACUCCAUUGGAGAAGGAGUGGCUCUGAUUGUGGAGAAGGGAUUGAAAUUAAACUCACUUCAACAUCAAAACACCAAGAUUAUCGAAGCACGAUCGAUUGAGCUACAUCUAUCCAGUGGAACUAUCAAAAUUGUAGCCGUUGUAUGUAACUCAUCAGUGUACAUACAUCAGUGGAGAUUCCAGAGUAUUCAAAAACGACUCACCAGAGGUCAUGGAAAAUUCAUCAUUGGAAGGGACCUAAAUGCUCGGCACGAAACGUGGGGGAACGCACGCAGAAAUAAAAAUGGUGACCUUCUGGCGGGUGAUGCAAUGCUGGGAUACUACACGGUUAACUGUUCAGAUGAACCCACUUACCCAUCAACUAGAGGAACUAAUCCACACUAGACAUUUUCCUGGCGAACGUUGUUCUCUCCAAACCGGUGGUAUUCAAUGGCCUUAGCUCGGAUCACUAUCCUGUCGUCUGCGAUGUGGUUGGAAAUCUCGUUGCAGCCUCGAAGGAAACAUGAAAAGAUUAUCAUCACGUGGAUUGGAAUCGCUUCCGAAUAUUGGUGAAUGCUGCCAUCGAAGAAAAUCCAGUAUUAUACUGAGGAUAUCGAGCGGGCUUUGACCCACCUUCAAUCUGCAAUCAUGGCAGCAGCUGUAACGUGUGUCAGGAGAAUGCUAAUGAAGGGUAAGCACAUUGCUAUUGAUUCCCGAACUAGAUAUUUAAUACGUUUGAAAAACUUAACCAGACGCCAGUUUCUAAGGUCUGGAGAGUUAGAGAAAAAACAGCAAGUAAAAAUGUUAUCCAGGGAAAUCGCCAAACGAAUCCAAAUUUCGCCAAAAUCGCCAAAAUCCAAUUUUUUCCAAAACUGUGAAAAUUCUUGGAAAACAUUCUAAACAUUUUUGGAAAAUGGCAAAAGUCUUGAAGUCAAAACCGAAGCAAAUUGUUUAUUACACCUUUCGAAAAAUCAAACUCCAUCGGUGACCAAUUUCUUUGCUCGCAUUAUUUGGGAAACGUUAUUCAGAGUACAAUGACACCAAUGGAUGUGUGCUCAAUCUCGAGGGCAAAUUUUUCACAGUACCUCCAGAUCAGAAAAUAACUUCAGAAAAAAUAAGCUCAGCUAUAAGAUUGACUAGAAACAUGAAGGUCCCCGGGUUUGAUGAUAUUUUUAAUAUUGUGUUGAAACAAAUGACUGACAAAGUAUAUUCGUUCCUGUCGGACAUAUUCAAUCGUUAGUUUGAACGAUUUGGAAAACAGCUAAGA
Messenger RNA from Toxorhynchites rutilus septentrionalis, 5628 nucleotides. RefSeq lists its product as uncharacterized. Gene Ontology annotation, molecular function: nucleic acid binding. NCBI's taxonomy places the organism in Eukaryota, Metazoa, Arthropoda, Insecta, Diptera, Culicidae. Gene Ontology annotation, biological process: DNA integration. The coding region runs from base 7 to 2847 and encodes 946 amino acids. The transcript has 2 exons. The record is from RefSeq and is a predicted model, not a curated record.